Cheilinus undulatus (humphead wrasse) is the source of this 3541-nucleotide messenger RNA. It is a transcript of the gene kansl1l, whose product is annotated as KAT8 regulatory NSL complex subunit 1-like. The transcript is spliced from 16 exons. The record is from RefSeq and is a predicted model, not a curated record. Gene Ontology annotation, cellular component: NSL complex. Gene Ontology annotation, molecular function: histone acetyltransferase binding. Lineage: Eukaryota; Metazoa; Chordata; Actinopteri; Labriformes; Labridae. The coding region runs from base 270 to 3029 and encodes 919 amino acids.
GCGAAGGAGACGGGGGCGAACUGCGGUUCAAAUGGAAGGCUGAUUUAUGGAUAUCGUUGGCAAAAUAACACCGUUUAGUAGCAAGAUACUUCAGUAAAGUCUAACGCAAUUUGGCUCAGAGAAACGGACAGGUUGAUUGUCAGACUUAGCUGUAAAUCUCAGUGGAACAAACGAUGGUAAUUUCAGCCAACGGUUUACCUCCUGGUCAGCUGGAUUAAGGUGCUGCAGCUGCUUCCUCUACAUAGACCAUCCUUGAUUCACAAAGUGUUAUGGCCCCAGCACUGACCAAAAUCCUGAAUGAUGGCCAUGGGAUCCACCUAUCCUCACCUCCUGCCUCAGUCAGAGUGGACACAGAUGGGCGAGCCAUGCGCAGCACUGAUCUGGAGUCUCAGCUGAUUCCCACAGAUAAUGGUGACCUCCAAAAGAUGUUGCUGAACCUUUCUAUGAUCCCCUUUCUGGACUCCUGCCCCUUGAGUCCUCUAGAAGCCAACCCUAUUAUCACUCCAUGUCCGCAAGUGGCUCCCAGCCAGGAUGAGCCUUCGCUCUUCCCCAGCCCUGCUCACCUCCUCAGUCUCCUCUCCUCCAAUAAAGGCCUUAGGGAUUCUCAACAGGUGGCCUCUGUGUUCCCAGGUGUACCAGACAUGUUUUUAGUCCCUGUUUCUGAGUACAAUAGCCAAGAGGCCUCUCUGCUGCAGGGAUGCAGUGCAGUGCCAGAUGGUGGUGAAGUUCCUCAUUCAUAUUCCCAUGGGGAGAAAAAACACCAGGGCUACACUCCCUUUUCUACAAUCCAGCCUUCAUUGACACAGGAAAAAGAGGCAUCUUCUGAGUGUCCUUUUCAGGUAAGCUUGAGCUCAGAUCAGUCAACACAAAGACAUGAGCUGGGUGAAGCUGUGAAGGAGCAGCUCUGCAGGCAAGCAGGGCUUUGCAGCCGAGCUCAGAGACUACAGAUAAGGUUGCAAGCCUUGCUAGGAGAACACGCUCUUCAACACUGUAACCAGCAGCUAGAGGGGUUGAAAAGGUACUGCCAAUUUGAAAGCGUGUACCAAACACAUCCUAGUAUACUACCACCACAAGUGGAUUUUGAACCUUGGCAAGAGUUGUCCACAACCUCAUCGCCCUUCGCAGAGCUCAAAGAGUUCAGCCGGUGCAGCCAGGAGUUACUGAGGGGCCUGCAGGAGGCUUUGGACUCUGAGGCUACGGCCAGCAGCAGCUCAGACGAGGAAGAAGAGGUGGAGAGACACGGCAAAACAAGAACUUCACCAAUCAGCAGCAGCAGCUGUGAGAAGCAGUGGCUGGAGGAGAGAGCCGAGCUGGGUAGCAGGUGGAGCUGGUUGCAACUGAGACUGACAGAAUUAGAGGGGAGGAUUCAGCAACUGGCAGAGCUCCACAAGCACAUCCGCUCUAAUAAGGGAGGUGUAGUGCUUGCAGAGGCCCGGCCCAUGACUGACAGACAGAUUCAGUGCACCAUGCCGAGAGAAAAAAACGGGUUAUCCUGCACUGCCUUGGAUGCUGACACUGAGCCUUGCAGCCCCACACGCCUUCUACACAACAUAGAGAGACAGAGUGCUCAGCUCAGCCAUAUUGUCAACAGUCUGAUGCCUCCUCUCGGCUUUUCACCACUAUCAAAACAACCACCCAGCUGGAGUGGCAAGGGGAGCCUCACAAGUGGUCAGAAUGGAGACGUUUUACUGCCUGGGAAGAGAAGGAGAAUGGGGACCAGGCUUUUCAAAGCUGAUUUGUCAUGCGUGUGUGCUCGAACCCGACCCCUGGUCACCUAUCACAAGCCCAGACUGUUCUCUUUCAGAACCUACAGCUCCAGAAGUCCACAGGACUCUGGGACAUCUACUUCUACCCUCCUCUCUUCUCUCUCCUCAUCUUCUUGUUCAUGUUGUUCCUCCUGUGAUCCUGUUGUGCUGUGUUCUGAUCCUGACUGUAGUACCAGCAGGACCUGGACCUUAAGGACCUCUAGCUUCACACCUCACCCAGUGUUGUCUUCUUCAUUUGACAAUCCUCUUUUCCAUCCGUUAAAGGAAGCCCCGUCCAGAGAAGAAUGGUCCCAGAAGCCUUUGGUUAUCAGUGCUCAGGCAUCAAGUCCAGCACAUUGCAAACGUUGCAGCUCCACACCACUGCACAGCAGUCACAAAAACAAGCGGCAUGCCAGGCAUCAUAAGAGCAGAGUUAUGGGCCUGUCACCAAUCAGGAGUGUGGGAUCUACUGCCAGACAUCACAGGACAGUCAACCAGAGGAAAUGGAAGAGAAGGUGUAUCCAGAGGCUGAUGGAAGAAGAGGAGGAUGUCCUGUACCAGCUCUGUGAGCCAGAGGACUGUUCAGAUGACAUUCAGGAGGAGAACUACACACAGAUUUCACACAAGCAGAUAUCUCAGGGCUGUAUACGCAAACGCCAGGGGGAGAGUGUAUUUAACAUUAACAACAUUGUCAUCCCCAUGUCUUUGACUAAAGUGGAAAAGCUGCAGUACAAAGACAUCCUCACACCAAGUUGGCGGAUAAUUGACACCUCGUCUCUGAUGAACAGGAAUAAAGAAGAGGGAAGGGAAAUUGAGGAGUGCCAGGUGGAAGACAUAACUGAUGAAGCCUUUGCCCAGAGACACUUGGCCUUAGAGCAGAGAGAGAAAAUGCGCUGGAUGUCCUGGGGGAAAAGAAAACGUUGGAGACGGCCCAACAGAUCUGGCAGCAGGUUGUCAAGCAGUGGGGGCGGGAUGUGCACAUCAGGAGAGGAGAGCUCUGUGGAGAUGAGUUGUGCUCAGCUGGAUACUGACGAACAGCAAAGCUCAGAGGAGUGGCUGCUGCCUCGGUUGCCCUGGGAGCUACGAGUGUUUCCUUUGGAUGAUGAUGAGGAAGAUGCACUGCACUGUGAUGAUCAGGAAAGGGACCCAUCAGGCCGGUCGGAAUGUAGCUCUCUCUCCUCCACAUCAAAGAACUCCAUCUCCCGUCUAUCCCCAGCUCAGUCCUCUGGAGCUACACAGCCAUCUGGUGGACAAAGCAAGGGCAGCACACACAAUGGCAGCUGAAACAGAGAGUUGCCUUAUUUUUAAACAUAUCUCACUUUUGAGACCAUGAGGAGACAGCAACUCUCUCUGAUUUCCUAAUUCUGGUAUCAUAUGUUUAGUAUUUUGGUGUUGAUUACUUCACACUGUGAAGCAAAGUGUUUAUUUUGUAAGUAUUGUAACUUGUGUCACAAUGUUUUAAACUGACUGCUGUAGCAAGUGCUACACUUAGAUAUUUUGAUUAACAAGAGGUACUUUAUGUUAAGAAUAUAUAUAGAUCUAUACCAGCACUGCUCCACUGUAGUCUCAGGUCUGUAUACACAUGCACUAUUUAUUGUCAUUGUUGUCUCUCAAAGUCUACAUCUAGCAUUAUAUACACGUAUCUAUUUAAUCUUUUCUGGGUUAACAUGGCCUUUUUAUAUUUAAUGCUUUCAAUUGACACUGUCAUUUUUUAUGUAUUUCUAUGACAAAGAACAGCAAUGAUUGACAAAAAAUACACAAUGGUGAUAAACAAUAAACAAAUGUUGGUUCUCUUA